This is a messenger RNA of Astrephomene gubernaculifera, 1171 nucleotides long. The record is from the annotation of a GenBank genome assembly. Lineage: Eukaryota; Viridiplantae; Chlorophyta; Chlorophyceae; Chlamydomonadales; Astrephomenaceae.
GCGUUCAUCGUGGUAUCUUUGGUCGCACCAACCCAAGCAAAUGUGGACGCUCUCCCGCAGCAGCAGCAGCAACAAGCCUCGAAGCAGCCCCUGCCCACCCAGGCCGCUGCUAAAGCCCCCCUGACGCAGCAGCCAAACUCCACCUCGACGCCCUUCUCAUGCGAACGACUUGACCGUGUCCCACGGCCCCAGCGUUGCGAGUUUGUACGGCAGCAGUGCGACUCGGACAGCCUGUUGCCGUACACGGAGUGGUACUACUGCCACGUGGCGCCGUACGGCGUGUUUGCGAGUGUCAUAUUUGCGUUGCUGUUGUCGGCAGCGCUGCCGCUGCUGUUCACGCUGCUGGGUGACACCGCGGAGCUCUACUUCAGUCCCAUCAUGACGCACGUGGCGCAGAGCAUACCCAAGAUGAGGCCCAGGUUCGCAGGAGUGACAUUCGUGGCCAUGGGCAACGCGGCUCCCGACCUGUCGUCAAACAUAUCCGCCGUUCGAAACGGCGGCGUGCUGCUGUCGGCGGGCGCACUCACAGGUGCCGCGAUGUUCGUACAGUGUGUGGUGGCGGCGGAGGUGAUGCGGGCGAGCAGAGGUCCCAUCAAGUGCCGCGGCGCCAUGCUUCGCGAUGUGGCCAUCUACUGCGCCUGCGUGCUGCUGGUGCUGGGGGCGUUUGCACACGGCAGGAUCACGUACUGCUUCAUCGCGGGUGCCGUACUGCUGUACCUGUCGUACAUCGUGUGGGUUUUUGCGGGCGAUGAGUGGCACGAGCGGGGCAGGCCGCGGGCGGGGGAUGUGUGGAGCCGCUUCCGAGCGGCGGCGGAGGACAGGUUCGGCUCCCGACGCGGCCUGCUGGACUCGGGCGGGUUGCUUCCCUGGGCGGCGGUGGAGGAGGGCGGCGCGGGCAGCAGGGGCGGAGGGGGCGAGGGGCCGAGCGACAUGGCUACUGAGCUCACCUCUCCCCUCAUCUCAGCAGCACCCCACGGCAGCGGCGGCGAGCAUGGCCUCCCCAGCCGACCCACCUCCCCCUCACGCCGGCUCUCAGCCCCCCUGCCGCCCCACCAACCGCACCACCACCACCACCAUCUAAUGAGUGCCAAGACCUACCAGAGCCUUGUGUGGGCGGACUUGACGGGUCCCGAGGAGCCGGCAGCAGCAGGCGCGGCGGGGGACAUGGAAG